Messenger RNA from Pipistrellus kuhlii (Kuhl's pipistrelle), 1293 nucleotides. It is a transcript of the gene CIMIP2A, whose product is annotated as family with sequence similarity 166 member A. The record is from RefSeq and is a predicted model, not a curated record. The transcript is spliced from 7 exons. NCBI's taxonomy places the organism in Eukaryota, Metazoa, Chordata, Mammalia, Chiroptera, Vespertilionidae. Bases 1 to 984 code for a protein of 327 amino acids.
AUGACAGCUACCCAGAAACACUACCUCUUCACGCCGGAACCCCACUAUGUCCCGGGCUAUGCCGGCUUCUACCCGCAGCUGCGCUACCAGGUGGGCAACACCUACGGGCGGACCACGGCGCAGCUGCUCACGGACCCCAGUGUGCAGAAGAGCCCAUGCUCCGUGCUGUCCCCCAUCUCCAAGCCCAAGUUCAUCGAGGACUUCAGCACCUCCAAGCCGCCCCCGACCCCCUGCCGGGACCUGGCCGAGCCCUACAUCCCCCACUACACAGGUCUGAAGCCCUUCAAGAACUUCGAGAUCCUGGGCAAGUUCUCCCCGCCAGAGGCAGAGGCGGAGGCGGCGGCAGAGGCGGCGGCGGAAGGACCCCCGGGGGCAGAGCGCGCGUGCUGGGAGGCCCCCCUGCCUCCGGGCUUCAUGCCCUAUCCACCCUACGCCCCGUGCCCACCGGGCAGGAAGACGGUCUCCAGGGGCCUCGGGCACCCGGGCAUGCGGCUGGCGUACGGGGAGGAGGCCUGGAGGACCACCCCCCUGCGCGAGGCCCCUGGGCAGUACCAGCUGUACCACUGCAGGAGGGACGAGUACCCCAGCCCGGGCCACCAGGAGACGACCCUGGACGUGGGCAGGUUCCAGAGGCUGCCCCAACUGGACCACCCCAACCUGAUCCAGCGCAAAGCCAUCUCAGGCUACGCCGGCUUCAUCCCCCGGUACGCCUGGGUGAUGGGCAUGAACUUUCGCAAAGGGGUCACGCAGGCCAUGGACGAGUUUGACAAAAGCCAGUUCCUGUCUAGAAACCCCAUCUGUGCCCUGGGCAGGAGGCUGCCCCGGACGUACUGGCCCAGCAACACCAUCUCCAACAGCCAGGGCCUGAUCCCCUUCUACAUGGGGUUCAUCCCGUACAUGCAGGACCACUACGGGAUGACCUUCGGCAACAGCACGCGCAUGGCCUACCGGAAGGAACAGGAGCGGAAGCGCCGGGCACUAUGAAAUGCUUUAAUGGUGUCUGUACAACUCAGAUGUCAGGAAGGAAGAGCAGUGCGACAGUGAGACAGGGUCAGGAGGACAGACAGAGUGAAUAAAGAGUUCUCACGCUUCCACGCUUCCGGCGGCAGCAGCUUAGGCCACCUCCUCCUCCGCCUCCUCCUCAAACUCGCCCUCCUCCUCGGCCGUGGCGUCCUGGUACUGCUGGUACUCAGACACCAGGUCGUUCAUGUUGCUCUCCGCCUCGGUGAACUCCAUCUCGUCCAUGCCCUCGCCCGUGUACCAGUGCAGGAAGGCCUUGCGCCGGAACAUGGC